AUGAAGGAACAAAUGCUUUCAACUCGAGUGAGAAAGAAUUCAGUUGAUUUGGGUGUGCUUCUUGGGAAGCACAGCUUGUGCUUGCGACAAAAGAUCGCAAAAUUUAAUUAUCGACUUGAAGCGAAUUUAUUCAAAUUGUUAACUGUGAACAAUGGCAAAAUAGAAAAUCUUAAUCAAGCAUUUCUGGUAAAAAAGAAUCUUCAACAGUGUGGAAAUGUUUGUCCGAGCGUGAAUGAAGAACCAACACCAAGAGUCGUAAACUGCCAAAAAUUUAGGAGAUGGACGGAAACGAUAUAA
Clunio marinus is the source of this 297-nucleotide messenger RNA. Lineage: Eukaryota; Metazoa; Arthropoda; Insecta; Diptera; Chironomidae. The record is from the annotation of a GenBank genome assembly.